GUGGCUGUGCACUGGCAAGGUGGUGCGAACAAGCCGGCUGCGCAGGUCCUGCGGCCUCGGGCCUCCUGGUUGCCCAACACGCACCGGGGGAGGGCCGCAGCCGCUGAUUAAAGGCUGCCUGGAGCAGCCCAUGUGGAGACAGGUGCCAGCAGCCAGCAGCCCAGGACGCCAGCCAGCACCUGCCCCAGUUUCAGGCCUUGUCACCUCUGUGAGAAGAUCGCCAUGUCCAAGCCGCCCCGGGCUGAGACCUUUGUCUUCCUGGACCUGGAAGCCACUGGGCUCCCCAACAUGGACCCUGAGAUCGCCGAGAUCUCCCUCUUUGCUGUGGACCGCUCCUCCCUGGAGAACCCGGAGCGAGAUGAGUCCGGGGCCCCUGUGCUCCCCCGCGUCCUGGACAAGCUCACACUGUGCAUGAGCCCGCAGCGCCCCUUCACCGCUAAGGCCAGCGAGAUCACCGGCCUGAGCAGUGAGGGCCUGGCGCGGUGCCGGAAGGCGGGCUUCAACGGUGCAGUGGUGCGGACGCUGCAGGCCUUCCUGAGCCGUCAGGAGGGCCCCAUCUGCCUCGUGGCCCACAAUGGCUUUGAUUAUGACUUCCCUCUGCUGUGCACGGAGCUGCAGCGCCUGGGUGCCCACCUGCCCCAGGACACUGUCUGCCUGGACACACUGCCGGCACUGCGGGGCCUGGACCGUGCCCACAGCCACGGUACCCGGGCUCAGGGCCGCAAGGGCUACAGCCUGGGCAGCCUAUUCCAUCGCUACUUCCAGGCUGAACCCAGUGCGGCGCACUCUGCCGAGGGUGACGUGCACACGCUGCUGCUCAUCUUCCUGCACCGUGCUGCCGAGCUGCUUGCCUGGGCUGACGAGCAGGCCCGCAGCUGGGCACAUAUCGAGCCCAUGUACGCGCCACCUGAUGGCCCGAGUAUUGAGGCCUGAGCACCUGCUUGUUCACUUGCUCACCUGCCUGGCCCAGCUCAGGCCGGUAGCUGGCACAGACUGGGGCCUUGCUGCACCUCUGCCUGGCCCUGCCCAGUGGGGAGCCCCGGGCCCGUGCACCUGCCAGGCUGCUGGCCUGCCCUGUCUCGACUGCCCGUAGGCCCCAGCAACGUGUUCUUCCAGGGUUCCCCUUCCCCAUUUCUCAAUAAAUAUCACCAGUUUCUCACCA
Molecule: messenger RNA, 1162 nt
Organism: Heterocephalus glaber (naked mole-rat)
Lineage: Eukaryota; Metazoa; Chordata; Mammalia; Rodentia; Bathyergidae
Source: RefSeq, a predicted model, not a curated record